This is a messenger RNA of Phyllotreta striolata, 5073 nucleotides long. The record is from the annotation of a GenBank genome assembly. NCBI's taxonomy places the organism in Eukaryota, Metazoa, Arthropoda, Insecta, Coleoptera, Chrysomelidae.
GAAAAUUGUAUUGUAGAAGAAGAGUAUUGUCUAAAUUUGACUAAAGAUAAUUUGAAAAAAUACUUCUCUCAACCCGGAAAACUCUAAAAGUGUCCAUAUUAUGCUUUAUUCGGUGGAAUAACAAUGCCACAAGGACGCAGAAAAACGCCUUUCAGCGGAAAAGCGAAAAAAGAGCAACUCAAAGCUAAAAAGCAAUUUAAACAAGGGCCCAAUCAUAAUCCCAAUAGGAAUCCGUUUCUGCUAGAAGGUGAAAGAGAUCUCGGCGAAGGAUCGGGAAAUGUCGAAAAAAUCAAUUUCCAACCCACAAGGGAUGGUCGAUCGAAGCCCAAUAGAUACGCUCUGCAAUUCUACAGAGAAACCCAGGAAGAAAUAGUUAAACAAAAAGAAAUCGCUAGACAAAGCUUAGAAGUCAAAGAAGAACAGGAUUUAGAAAUCGAAGGAAGUCACUUUUUCAACACCGACUUUGAUUUCCCAAAGAGACCCCCGUGGGAAUUUGGCUUAAGCAAAGAGAAGCUCGAUCAGCAAGAGAAUCAUUAUUUCACUGAGUACGUGAGGAAUAUCGAGGAAAAGUACGAUUGGAAAGACUUGAGUCUGUUUGAAUUAAAUCUUGAAACAUGGAGGCAACUUUGGAGGGUACUGGAAAUGUCCGACAUUGUUUUGUUUAUUGUAGACAUCAGAUUUGCUGCCGUCAUGUUUCCACCUUCUUUAUACACUUACGUUACUAAAACGUUAAAGAAGGACUUUAUUUUAGUUAUAAAUAAGAUUGAUUUAGCUCCUCCUAGUCUAGUUGUGGCGUGGAAGGCUUAUUUCAAGGAACGAUAUCCAAAUUUGCAAAUUGUUCUUUUUACAACACUACCUGGCUACAAUUUAAUUGGAAAUCAGGGCAAUGAAAACGGUUUGCAAGUGCGCAGGCGUCGCGGGCGAAUUCGCAUGGCCGCCGAAGGAGCCCAACAAAUUUUCGAUGUAUGUAAAAAACUAGUCACCGGCGAAGUGGAUCUCUCUUCGUGGCAUACUAAGAUCAAAGAAGAAUGCUGCGUCGAAAACAGCGACAGCGACGAAGACGAUGAAGCCGUUAAGAUCGAUGAGAAAGUUAAUUUAAAAUGUGUGGAUACGGAUUACUUCCAGUACGAGAAAUACAACAAGGGGGUAUUAACGAUCGGUUGUAUUGGACAACCGAACGUGGGAAAAUCCUCGAUUAUGAACGCUCUAAUGGGGAAGAAAGUCGUGAGCGUGUCCAAAACGCCGGGGCACACAAAGCAUUUUCAAACGAUAUUCCUAACACCUACUGUACGUCUAUGUGAUUGCCCGGGUUUAGUAUUUCCUUCGAAAGUACCAAAACCUUUGCAGGUGUUGAUGGGAAGUUUUCCUAUAGCACAAUUGCGACAGCCAUUUACAACUGUAAAAUACAUAGCCGAGAGGCUGAACUUGGUUUCCCUACUUCGCAUCGAUCAUCCAACCAAUGAUGACACUUGGUCAGCGAUGGAUAUUUGCGAUGGUUGGGCUAAGAAGAGAGGCUACUACACCGCUAAAGCGGCUCGGCUCGACUCUUAUCGAGCUGCAAAUAGUUUAUUGAGAAUGGCUUUAGAUGGAAAAAUCUGCUUGUGUCUUAGGCCGCCUGGAUAUUGUCAACAAAAACAUGUAUGGGAGAACCAUCCAGAUAUUAAACUUGUUCAAUCAAUUCAAGCGAAGAAUGCCGAUUCUGCAUCUUACAGUGAAUUUAACGUUGCCAUUAGCGAUACGGAUGAUGAUGAGAUUCCAAAAUUACGCAAAAAACCUGAAACAAAAAAAUCCACGGAUGAGGAAUAUGAGGAUGAAGAUGAAAGUAGCGAAGACGAUGACGUCGAAUUAACUUCCAACAAAUUCGCUGCUUUGGGUACUAACGUGUGAAAUUAAAAUUGGUUAAAAAAUAAUACAAUAGUUCAAUUUGCUUAUUUAACAUUUAUUUAGGGAUCGACUUUUAAUAACUGAGAGAUCAGUUUUUAACGUUUAUCGAAGAUAAUUUUUACCAUUAAUCCGAAGAUCUAAUUAAAUUGAAAAAUUAUGACAAGAGUAGGACUAAACAACGCCUACACAAAUGAGUAUUUUCACAUUAUUACAUACAGUCUUAAGAAAAACACAAUCAAUUGAUUCCAAAACGAGGAAUGUAAGUGCAAAGGACCAACAAAUGAGUAGAUAUGAUUUUUUUUAUAUAUUUUACAAUUUUACUGUCCCUGAGAGUAGUUCCAUGGAUUCUGCUGCUGUUGUGUCCACAGAGGUGAUGUAUUGAAAGGACUGUAGUUUUCUCGUGCAUGUGGUAUUUGCGGUUGAAGACACUAAAAAUAAAAUUAAACAAUUUAUUAGUGAUGUUGUAUUACCUACUUAUAAAAGACAAGUUACAAAAGUAACUACAUUACUCACAAGGCGAAGACCAAAAAAAAUAGAAGAGAAAUUAGUGAGGUUACGUUCACAACUGUCAACUUAAAUUCGUAAAUAAUCACCAAACGUUGGCACGUGUUGCGAAAAUGGCAAAAACUAAGAAAGCAAACUUAAAAAAAGUUACAGAACCAUCGGAGCCCUCACAAGAACCACCUCCGACCAAACGAUUGUCAGAAGCGCCAGUGGAGAAAAAGAAAAAAUGGAUCAACAAGCAAAGAGUCAUGGUCUUCGCUUCGAGGGGAAUAAACCAUCGAGACCGGCACCUAAUGGAGGAUUUGAAGAAACUCCUACCCCAUCAUAAACCCGAGGCUAAAAUGGAGCGUUCCAAAACACUGUCCAUUAUCAACGAGAUGUGCGAAAUAAAAAACUGCAAUAAAGUUAUACUGUUCGAAGGUAGGAAGAAACGAGACCUGUACAUGUGGUUGUCGAAUGUUCCAAACGGACCUAGCGUAAAGUUUUUAAUCGAAAACAUCUACACGAUGGAUGAACUUAAAUUAACUGGUAAUUGCCUUAGAGGUUCAAGGCCAUUGUUGAGUUUCGACCAAGCUUUUAACGACAAACCUCAUUAUAAGCUGUUGAAGGAAUUGUUCACUCAAGUGUUCGGAGUUCCCAAUCACCAUCCCAAAAGCCAGCCAUUCUUUGACCAUGUCUAUACCUUCUCGAUACUGGACAACAGAAUAUGGUUCAGAAACUUCCAAAUACUUUCGGAAGAUGGAGCUUUAGCUGAAAUCGGACCUAGAUUUGUGAUGAAUCCGGUCAAAAUAUUCUCCAAUAGUUUCGGAGGAGUGGCGUUAUGGGAGAAUCCAAACUACAUCAGUCCGACUAAAUAUAGACAUCAGAUAAAUUUGAAAGCUAAAGGAAAGUACGUCAACAGAAUUCAACAGAAGGUACAUGCAGAAGCAACGAGACCUACAGACAGUUACAAACUGAAGCCUCUCGAUGACAUUUUCCGAGGAGAGGUAUUAGAAAAGGAGGAAAUUGAAAAAGAAGAGGAGCCAGAAAAAGAAACUAAGGUAGAGCCUACAGUGAAGAACGUGCCACCGAAAAAUAAGAAAACGAACAGAUCAGUUUCCAAGCCUAAACCUAAAGAGGGAGUUAAAAAAACUAUUACAAAAAAAGGAAAGAAAAAAAACAAAUUAUUGAAAGUUAAAUUAAAUGGAUUAGUUAAUAAAUCUAAAAACCGUCGUUAAUGUAAAAUCCUAUUUGUAAGAAUACAUAAAUGAUAAAUAAAUUGUUUCUUUUUUUGUCACCCAAAAUUCUAAUCGGUAAUUAAAUGAUAUUUUAGUUCAGUUUUAAUAGUGGGAGACCACUAGAAUUUUGCAUACUUACAUCAUCGGUUCGGGACAGGAAUUCAUCGAAAACGGGCGGUGUUGUGGUGGGCGUUCUGCUCGCAUUAGAAGUACAUUCGGGCGCCCAAGGUUGCCAAACCGACGACGAUCCCCACAAGUAAACGUUCGACGGCGUCGAAACCACCUCCUUGUCGUUAUUCGAGAAGGAAUUUUCGCCCAAAAGAGGACCGUCUCCCAAUAGCGAGUUUUUGUUCAACAGGCAAUUGUCUUCCAAGAGGGAAUUGGCGCCGUUCAAAAGGGGAUUGUCGCCCAACAGCGGAUUGUAACUGUCCCAAUAGGUACUUGUAUUUAACAAGUUUUGGUUCCAGGGGUCUGAAAAUUAAUGGUAAAAAUACGCUUUAAAAAAUGUACAAUUCAAUUGCGAAUAUUUACCCGUUUCUCCGUUAAUAUUUUCUUCUGAAGGAAGCAAAACGGAAACAAAUUGUUUGCAUUAAUGUAUGUAGUGUAAUUAAAAUAAUUUCAGAGAUAGUUGUGCACCAAGUUAUUGGAAAAGUAUCUUAAAAUUGUUGAAUAGUCCAUCAAAAUUUUAGAGAUAAUAUCAAUUGAAUAGAUAUUCCCAAAUUGGAGUCAAUUCAGAGCGCUCGGUGCGCACCAUCUCGAAAACAACAAAAACCAAAAAAGGCCUCACCUUCCAUAAUGGUAUUUCUAUCGGCGGCCGCUGCGAAUUCGGAGGUAUCCAAUACGUUUCCGAAGCUCUCGUGCGGAUUCCAACUGUUGGCGUUCAAGUCGUUGACGAAGCCGUUCUCCCUGAUGACGUUGUCCAAGCGGAUCGAAUCCGAAAAGUAGCUGUUGGCCCCGUCGCCGACCAGCAAAUUCAACGCGUUACCGUUUAACUCUAUCUUCCGUCUGCCGUUCGCCUCCUGGCCCGCUUCGGCCGACGAUCGCCUGUUGUCCGACCGUCUGGACCCGAUGGGGCCGAGCUCCGUCAACGAGGCCUGCUUGUAGGGCUCCACGAACGCCGCCGGCUUGGCGACGGCCAGCUUGGCCAGCGGCGGCGCCACGGCCGAACCGACCGUUUUGUUGGCGGGCGCGACCGAGUUAGGCUCGCUGCGCGCCACCACGUCGCUGAACUUGGCGCAGCUCUCGCCCCACACGGUGUUCACCGUGGUCGUCGGCGGCGGCGGCGGCAGCGGCACGUUGAAUGUCGGCGAGUUCUUGUUGUAUCGCUCGUGACCGUCCUGGGCGGCGUUGGCGCCGUUAUUCGCGGUUGUUAGAGUGGUCGCGAACGCGUUCGGCGGGUUAUUCGAAGAGUUUGAAACGCCCGAACGAUCGGCUUGCUUGAUUUUGUCCAAGGAUUUUCGGUGGUGCA